UAAACAAGCAGUCGCCCAAGAAGAUUUUUCCCUAAUUUUAAGGAGUUUUUCCUGCACGAAUCGGCCUCAAAAAUGGCGACAGGUUGCACGAACAAGGAUUUCGAGACGCGUUACGAGAAGGAAAUGUACUACGAUUUGGAGUACGAGUCAUUUUGUGCGACUUUUGAGUUUGCGAAUGCCGACACUUGUUGGAUUUGCAACGGAUAUUAUGGACCAAACUUUUCAGAGCCGCUGUGUCAAGUUUGCCAUGCUUUUGUUUUUCCCUCGGUGCCCGAAGCGGAAGCGGAGAACAUUGUCACGAAAUAUUCGGAUGACGAGGACAGCGGAAAUGACGAGCCCGAGGAGAACAAAAGUGACAAUCGGGAGCAAUCCGACAACGAAGACGAUGCGGAAGAUGAAUUUGCCGUUGCGCAACGUCCUGAUCCGCCGGCGCCGCGAAAUUUGAAUAUUUUGCUUGAAUUGUUGGCGGAAGAGCCGGAAGUGAAGGAAGUUGUUGACGAGGAUGAGAUGAAAGAUGUUUGUGCGCUGCCUGUCGAAGUGCUUUUGACAAUUUUCUCGCAUUUGGAUGACAUUUCACUUUGCAGUGUCGGGCAAACGUGCAAACAAUGGAAAAAAAUUCUCGAGGUUCACACGACGCAACACAUGUGGAAACGAUAUACGAGAGAAAGAUGGCCUCUUUUUCAACAAAUUUCCACGAUUCCGAAUUGGUUACAUAUGUAUUCCGCUUUAAUGAGUUCCUGUUUUUGUCGCACUUGUUUGAUCCAAAUGGCUCUAAAAGCGCCGCUUCCGCAAGUCAACAACUUUCAUUUUCGCACAAGUCACUUGCGAAAAGACCUAAAAAGCUUGCAUCUCGAUGCUUCGGAGGGAAUUAGUGCGAUGCCAUUGGAUGAGCAACUUUCGCAUUGGCAAGCAACGAUUCUCGGACCUGCUGGUUCGCCAUAUGAAGGCGGAAAAUUCUUCUUGUACAUCAUCAUUCCGGCAAAUUAUCCGAUGAGUGCGCCCAAAGUGAGAUUUCUCACGAAAAUUAUUCAUCCGAAUGUUUCGCGGCACGGCGAUAUUGGUAUCGACAUUAUCAAUCAUAAUUGGCUGUUGUCGCUUGGCAUCUCAAAGUUACUGUUAUCGGUGCAAAGUUUACUUACGGAUCCGUUUACGCAAAUUUGCAUGGAGCCGGCGUUAGGAACGAUGUACGAAGAAGAACGCCCGAAAUUUGAAGCACUGGCGAGAAGUUGGACAUGGAAAUAUGCGAUGUACGAAGUUUUGCCGCCAAUUGAUGGGUAUUUGUCUUUCUGUUGAAGAAACAAAAAUUAAUGUUAAGAAUAAGAAAACAGUCAGUCAAUGAAAAAAAAAAUAAAUAAUUAAUUAAAUUAACGAUAAACAGGGAUCUAAACUCUCGAAUUUAAUGAAAAAUGAAGAAAAUUACGAAAAAUAUUACAAAAAAUUUGAAAAAUUUAAUUUAUUUUUUGCUCAUUUGUUUAAAAAAGUUCUUUUUGAAAAUUGAAUUAAACAAAAUUUUGAAAAAAACACGCCAUAUUAUGAUAAAAUCAAUAAAAAAAUAAUAUAAAAAAAUAUAUAAAUUAAUGUAUGCCAAAAUAAAUUUUGAAUGUGAA
This is a messenger RNA of Culicoides brevitarsis, 1607 nucleotides long. RefSeq lists its product as uncharacterized. The coding region runs from base 73 to 1293 and encodes 406 amino acids. Lineage: Eukaryota; Metazoa; Arthropoda; Insecta; Diptera; Ceratopogonidae. Gene Ontology annotation, biological process: protein polyubiquitination. Gene Ontology annotation, molecular function: protein binding. Gene Ontology annotation, cellular component: nucleus. The transcript has 3 exons. The record is from RefSeq and is a predicted model, not a curated record.